This is a messenger RNA of Stylophora pistillata, 2797 nucleotides long. RefSeq names its product acid-sensing ion channel 1B-like. Gene Ontology annotation, cellular component: plasma membrane. The record is from RefSeq and is a predicted model, not a curated record. Gene Ontology annotation, molecular function: ligand-gated sodium channel activity. Lineage: Eukaryota; Metazoa; Cnidaria; Anthozoa; Scleractinia; Pocilloporidae. Gene Ontology annotation, biological process: sodium ion transmembrane transport.
GCUACGAGGUUUUGGCUCAAAUGAUCUAUUUUAGCCUUUAUUCACGACAACGUUCUAGCAAAGCUCCUUAACUUGUGAAGUGCUUCUGCUUUGUUUAGCAAUUUUCGUUAGUUGAUAUUUUGGUUCAGAUUGGCUGUUUUGGUGGGGCAAACGCAAAACAAAAAUGUCCAACGUGCUCAACGAGAACGACUCCUCUGCUGAGGAGACGGGGGAUGUUAAGAUUCUCAUCAAAGGUGGCGACAAGCUCAGCCCGGGAACUAACAACGUGUAUGCGUUUUGCAAUCACUGCAAGAAGGACAUUUCUGUGGUGUACAUCAAAUCGGAGACGAAUGGUAAAGAGUUAGCUGUGACGGAAACGUUGAAGACCACUUGGCCUGCUGUGUUUGAAGGGAGAUUUCCUGAGAGCGACUACGAGAAAUGCAAGAAGAACAACGAUUAUGAAAGCUGCAAGAAGCUGCUGGAUAAAAAGAAAAAUUCUGAAAAGAUUCAUGAAUUGUGGGUGUCCUUUCUGAACUGGUGCACAUUACAUGGGUUUCACUUUUGCUUCUCGGGCAACCCACCUGUGCGCCGUGUAAUAUGGACUUUACUGCUACUCGGGGCAUUUGCGUUAUUCUUAGAGAAAUGCACCGAUAGCAUUAUCAAUUACUUUCAGUUCCCUUUUACUACUACCACUCUCAUCAUCUACGAAAAAAGCCUGGCAUUUCCCGCAGUUACUAUUUGUAACUACAACGAUGCCCGCCUCUCGAAAAUGAAUGGAACCGCUGUGCAUAACCUCUAUGUAACCAAAAUGAUAAAAGGAGGAAAUAGCAGUCACCUCAAGAAUAAUAUCUCAGGAAAAGAAAUGACAGAUAUACUAUCUAAUGCUGCCCAUCGACUCGACGAAAUGAUUCUGGAAUGUAUAUGGCAAAAGGAUUCAAAAUGUGACCACAGAAACUUUGCCGAGUUCAAGAACGCUGAUGGAGAUGUAUGUUUUACAUUCAACUCCGGUAAAAAUAGCCCGGCCCUUUUGACGAGCAGUAUAGGUGAAGACAAAGGUUUACGUCUUCUUAUCGAUUUGCAACAUUAUGAUUACUAUUUUGAUGUUGAAAGCGCAGGCUUCAAGGUAAUUUUACAUGACCAGGAGGAAACUCCAGUAAAAAUGCAGGGUUUAGCUGUAUCUCCUGGAUUUACGACCUACAUGGAGCUAAAGAAGAGAAAGAUCACGAACCUGCCCUCGCCUUACCGAACCAAUUGUGGGAUGCCAAAGCUACGCUUUUUUGAGAAAUACAGCAAAUCUAAAUGUUUCUUGGACAAACUGACUCCUUAUGUUGUCGAAAUCUGCAAGUGCCGUGAUUGGUUCAUGCCAGGAGCUGAUGAAGGAAUUCCUGUCUGCGAUCUCGAUAUGAGUAAAGAGUGCAUGUGGCCAGCUUGGGUGCAUUUCCAAGACAAGAAGUUGGACAACUGUCCCGUGGCAUGUGAGAGCGUGGAGUUUUCAGCUCAGUUGUCGUACGCCCGGUAUCCGGCCAAUGCCUACGCCGAUCUGCUUCUGUCCAAACGUAAAAAUUUGACAGGAACACCCGAAGAAAACAGACAAUAUCUCAGAGAUAACCUUUUGGAGUUGAGGAUUUACUACGAGUCUUUAACUUACUCUGACGUGAGACAGGUUCCCAGUUAUGAUCUGUACAGUUUGUUAGGUGACGUGGGAGGUCAAAUUGGUCUAUUCCUCGGCGCCAGUCUCCUGACAUUGGUCGAAUAUUUGGACCUUCUGGCAAUGGUACUUUUCACCAAAUACAAGAACCGCAAUGAGUGACUUAAAAACAUUCACGAACUUUGUUAGUUUUGGAGCAAAUAAAAACUAGCAUAAUAUUCAGUAUAAUUCAAGUUAUGUGAAGUUACUCUCGUGACUUUACAUAGAUUCGAUUAUGUUAUUAUCUUAAAAAAGAUAUUGGCUAUGAUAAAUUCCAUAGAGAUUACACCUGGCAAGUUCUCGUUGUAUAUUAAGUUCCGGACAAAAAGAUGCAAUGUCAAGUGCUAAAGUUUAAUAAUUUUAUGAUGUCUUCGAAGCAAAAGCUGUAUAAUGUGUAAAAUCAAGUUCCUGUAAAAUUAAGACAGUUACAUUAUAGUGCUUUUUUCUUUUGGUGAAAUAAUGCUGGACAUAAAACCCCAUAGUCUGGUUCAGACUAAUGCCGAAACUUGGAGUACCAAAGAUGUUGCAGCAUUUCGUUUGUGAAAUCUAUUACUGAUCAAAAUCUUAUAGAACAAAGCAAAAGUUCCUAACUAUCUAACUGAAAUUGAUGGAAUAAUUUUUCCAUCUUCUUAAGGAAAGUUCUUAUGACAACCCUAAAUUUGGGUGAGAGUUAAAGAAGUGUAAUGUCAAGUUCCAGUUCAAAGCAAAAUUUCUUAACUACCUAACUGAAAUUGAUGGAGAAAUCUUUUGCACUUUUUCAGAGAAAGUUCUUAUGGCAAGCCUAAAUUUGGGCGAGAGAGAAAGAAAAUGUUUACAAUGCAAUCUUAACAGAUCUGAUUUGAUCUCAUCUGAACUCGUAGGUUAUUGUAUUUUAAGUCCCAAAAGGUCUGAUAACCGAAAACACUGAAUAACACAUUUAGCAAAUUCUUUGUCGACUCUUGUUGAUACUUAACACAGUAGAAUGAUGUUUUGAACCAGUUAAUCCGCAAGAAUAAUAGUAUAGCUAUCGUAUUUGAUAACAUUACAACUAGUAAACCAAAUUGUCAGCGGAUUGGUCAGCGGAUGUUGGUCAAGAGGGUUGUAAUUUUUGAGCUCCGCUAAGUGUGAGAGCCUAUACAGUGUCUGUUUAGG